AUGCUGGGGGAGCAGUACGAAGAUGGUGAGUGUGUCUUCCCGUUCUGGUACAAAAAGGAAAAGUACUAUGACUGCGUCAAACUCAACGCCAAGCACAAAUGGUGCUCGCUGAACACCACGUUCUCUGGGUACUGGAAGUACUGUUCUCUGUCAGACUUUGCACCCUGCGUCUUCCCCUUCUGGUUUCGGCGUCUGAUCUACCGGGAGUGCACCGAGGACGGCGAGGUGUUCGGGAGGAAGUGGUGCUCGUUGACCCCAAACUACAACCAGGACAUGGUGUGGAAGUACUGCUGA
Perognathus longimembris pacificus (Pacific pocket mouse) is the source of this 294-nucleotide messenger RNA. Its product is annotated as binder of sperm protein homolog 1-like. The transcript is spliced from 3 exons. Gene Ontology annotation, cellular component: cell surface. Bases 1 to 294 code for a protein of 97 amino acids. Gene Ontology annotation, molecular function: heparin binding. The record is from RefSeq and is a predicted model, not a curated record. NCBI's taxonomy places the organism in Eukaryota, Metazoa, Chordata, Mammalia, Rodentia, Heteromyidae.